Opisthorchis viverrini is the source of this 1122-nucleotide messenger RNA. RefSeq lists its product as hypothetical. Bases 1 to 1122 code for a protein of 373 amino acids. The transcript has 6 exons. The record is from RefSeq and is a predicted model, not a curated record. Lineage: Eukaryota; Metazoa; Platyhelminthes; Trematoda; Opisthorchiida; Opisthorchiidae.
AUGCAGUCGAUGAUCAGUGAGGUUGUCAAGUUUGUCGGUGAUAUGCAGUUGUCCACUUAUAAGACGGACGUUCGUCCUUUGUGUUUCCUGGAAUUUUGCGAACUGGUAUGCAAAAUUCUGCUAUGGGCUGUUUUUCCUUCAUUGUAUCCAUUGGUUACAUGCUUGGAAUGUUUUGUAGGAAACUUUUCCAUCCCUGAAACUACGCUUCGAGGUCAACGUUUAUCCAAUAAUGAAUUCCUAGUUCCACCAAACGUUAGGUUUGCAUCAUUUGUGCCUUUUGAAAGAUGUUGCGAAACAGAAUUUGAAACCGUGUUUAUUAAAGAAUGCCGCCACACCGGUUUGAUCCCGUACAUGCUGGGAGGUCAUCAGCCUAUCGUCUGUAGGGGGGAGGCACUACUGGAAACGAGGUGCUCUGAUCCGGGUGAACAGAUACAAACACAGCCAUGCGUGAUUCGAAGAAUUCAUAAAAAUACAAUGUUCUGUUCCAGCAACAUUCACCUGUACUGUUGUGUGUUCAAUUCCAUCCUAACAAUCGUGGUGGUAGUCGUUCUCAUCCACAUUAUGACCAAGAUAUACCGACCAACAACAGCGAAGAAUCCCAGUGGUCCGGUAUCGGUUCCACAUUGUGAAAGCGGCCGUCGUCCGAAUGAUCUAGGGGCGAAUCCUCAUCUUUGUCGUUUCAAUUCAUGUUACUGGUGCUCACUCCAGUUCCCUGAACUAAAAGAACACAUGAAAGAGUUCUAUUCAGAUACAUUCUGCUACACUAGCGGACGCAGAAUAACCGUAUGUCCGGCAAUGUUGUGGAAUGUAGGUAGCUCGGUUGCGCUGUUUGGUUGUUGGUCUGUUCGCCGAGUUUGGCAGUUGGGUUGCAACCGUUUCAUCACCAAUCGAGGUGACAUCUGCAGGGUUGAGUGGGUGAAUUCCUCCUCUUCUGCCUGUGAUUAUAUAGCUUCUAAACAGUAUCUGGUAUACUAUAUAGUGCUAUAUAGCCGCAGGCAAGAGAGGAGGAAUUCACCCACUCAACCCUGCACUGACGAUGUCACCUCGAUUGGUGAUGAAACGGUUGCAACCCAACUGCCAAACUCGGCGAACAGACCAACAACCAAACCGUAUAUCCUUUAG